Molecule: messenger RNA, 5504 nt
Organism: Ceratina calcarata
Lineage: Eukaryota; Metazoa; Arthropoda; Insecta; Hymenoptera; Apidae
Product: nuclear pore complex protein DDB_G0274915
Exons: 5
Coding region: 178-4611 (1477 amino acids)
Source: RefSeq, a predicted model, not a curated record
ACAAGCAGCAACGUUUCGGUCAGUUCCGGUGAAUCGCGGUAAUCGCGGUUAGUCGCAUAACGCAACGUAUCGUGAUAAUUCGUGGUCUUCGUGGUCAUUCGUAUUCGUGGUGAAUCAGGCGAAUGAUAUAGUGAAUGUGCUGUUUCAAACAUGGAUAGGUUACUCGUUUAAAAUAAUAUGUGGGAAUUAGGGAACCGGAGUGUUGUCGCUUUAGUAAGUGCGUUGUGCGUGUGCGUAAUUGUUUACACGGUUUCGGUGCCGAUCUUCGUUCUUACGGUUUCGUUGGUUCUUACGAUUUACGCGUGCUACUUCCUGAUCAUCAACGAUAGUUUAUUGUCGCAGCACGCGUUGGUCCUGUACGAUUACUGCAAGCAGGUUUCGUCGAGUGUGCACGCGGGCAUCGCCACUGUCGCUGGCCAUACACGCCAACACGUUCAUCGAUUCACAGAAGCUGCGAAGCGUGGAUUUCGAAGACUGCACCUAACCCAAAUUCAACCUGGUAUGGAAAGGCGUCGAGGAUCGCACUACCAGCUGAGUAGCGAAUUUUACUCAACUGGAAGGAAUUCUGACGACUUUGCUAGAUCAAUCUCGCAGUUCAGCCCGAUACGAAGAAAUUCACAAAGUGCCCAUACGCCGAAUGAUAUUACUCCAAGAAACAAGCUUUCUCAUGAGCCGACCGGUCGCGUGUUGUACGAUCACACUUCCUUCGCCACGAAACAUUCCUCGACGCCAAUGUUCUCCUCGAGUAAAGAGGAAUUGGAAAAUCAAACAAUCAAUUUAUUACCCACGAAUCGCUCCCUAACAAGGAGAACAUCUGGACAUAAUAAUGUCUACUAUAAAGAGGAAUCUCCUACUUAUUUUACUAACAAUGAUUCUUUGUGGGGCACAACUGUUAGUCCUAAACAAGGUAUCAAGGGUAUAGAAAGGAAAACUGUUCAGACAGUUGCCGGACCUUUAUUAGCGACCACCAGAUACAACAUAGACCCAAAAGUAUACAACGAUGUGCACUCUCCAGGACUCACAACCAGAUUAACUAAAUAUGCUAUGGAAGCUAACAGCAAAUUAACUCAUCAGCCUCAGUACCGCUUGGGACAGUUUCCAAAAGUAAAUCUUAACGCUAGCCCAGUUCCGCUGAUAAAUCCAAAGUCUGUGAAAACCAGAACACCAAUGACGGUUAGAGUCGCGCCGCCUAACAGUAUCCGUUACUCGCCGCCGUCAAAGCAGAACAAUUUGUCGAAUUUGUGCCACUUGGACAACAGUUCUUUACCGUCUAGCGUCGCGCAUUUGAGGGAUAUCUCGCUAAAGAGGCACGCGUCGAGAGACGACGUCGCCGAACUAACUAAAAAGCAACGAACGGACGGCCUGAUUAGAAAGGAGGUCGAACCUCAGGAUGAAAUGAAGCAGAAAAGAAGCAGAGAUGAUUCCAUGAGAUCGGAGGAGGACAGUUCUCCGCAAAGUUCGGCUCGCCCGACGAAACGUACCAAAACGCCGUCGUGUUACGACAUAAUAAACUCACUCAGCUCCAGCAAGCACGUUGUUUCCGGCGUCAAAAGGAAAGCUAGAGAUUUCUCGCGAAGUGGAACUCCAGACUUCGAGAAACAUUUCAAAUCUUUGGAACAGAGUCCUGACAUUCAGACGUUAUCACAGCUCCCGCAUACAAGUCCCAUGCGACCCAAAAUCCCGAAUCAAGAGAAGGAAAGCAACGUUGCCGAUAAGAAAUCGAAACAUUCGCCGCUGAAGGGAAUUUUGAAAAGCAGCAACGCGAUCCCUGAGAACACGGUAUCUACUAAACGUUCGAAUAUACAAAAGGACGAGAAAGAUCGUCCGAGUGAGCAGCCAGCUGCUAUUGAAUCGUCAAGAUUAACACACAAACUGUUUAUGAGAGCGGAACCAGAGAGGAAUGAAAAACUACGAAUGCUGGUCGAGGAACAAGGCAACGUACGUGCGAAAUUCACUACCGAUGACGUGGAAGAAAUAAAGAGAGAAGACAUCGCGGAUAUGAGACAGACCAGUAUGAAAGCUAGACUUCAAAGCAUGUUCGACGCCAUCUCCGGUAAAGCUGCUACUCGAAUCGAUCCAGAUGUCGUGAUCCAAGCGGAAGAUGUGAACGCGGUCGAAGCGGACCAGCCUGUCUCGAAUCCGGUCUCUUGCGCGACCCUCAAUUCGUCGACCACAACCACCAAUAUUAAUACAACUCCAAUAUCGACCUCGGUUAUAGCUGUCAAUCCUGGCGCCAGCGAAUCGAUCGUGAAGCAUGUGGCUUUUAAUUUGCCGACUAAGGAAACUCCAAAUACAAACAGCGUUCAGUUCGCUGAAACGGUUCAAAGAAAAGAUGAAACCGUUCCUACUUCUUUGAUAAAUAAGACAACCAACGUCACUUCCGGAGUUGUUUUCACAACGACGGAAUCGAAAACUGAAAACGUAUCGAAACCCGUCACUCGGAUUACAAAUACGAUCAGCAGUGCGAGCGUACCGAAUUUCGAAUUCGGAAAACCGAUUCCAGCUAAAUCAACGACUGAUACCUUGCCCACUUCUAUAAAUAAUACUAACACUCCUUUGCUGGCGCCGUCGACAACUGCUAGUAUUUUCAAGAACGUUAUUCCUGCUGCUACACCCACAUUUUCGACUACUCUUGUCAGUACGCCAGUAGCAAACGUAAGGAACGAAGGAAUACAAAGUAACAUGAAGAUGAACGUCUCACAAAGUGAAGGAAUCGUUUCAACUAGUUUGAACGCACCAAUUGGAAAUAGUACUAUGAUUGCCACGCCGACGCAGUCGAAUCCAGUCAAACCAAGCGUGAUACCCCUCGCUACUGCGGGAAAAGAGGAGAAUACAAAUUCUCCGUUCACCACUGGUAUCGCAAGCACCGCUAGCUCGAGCGUUUCCUCGAGUGUUUCUUCGAUCGCGACGACGACUAUAAACUCGUCCACUUCCUUGUUCACAUUCGGAAACAAAUCCAAUAGUCCAUCAACUUUCGUAUUUGGCACGAGUAUAGGAAAUGCUCCGCAAACUAGUGGAACGUUUGGAAAUCCUAUCUUUCAAGCAAGCAUUGUUCCGACGAUAAGUAAUGCGACGACAACAACAAGUGCAACUAAUAGUUUGCAAUCUAAUCCCGUUGCAACUACUGCUACGUUCGAAUCGAGCGCAAAAACUACCGUUGGAACUACAGCAAAUUCCACAUUUUCUUUCCGACCUGCAUCCACCACAUCGGCAUCUGAUAACAAAAUUGGUUUCUCGUUCGGUAACGCGGCUACGACAAAUGCAAAUGCAAAGACAGGAGUUUCGAAUGCUGGUCUGUUCACUAUGGGGAACAAUAAUUCUAUUCCGUGCUUCGGAGCACCGUCGACGACCAGUGCCCCAGUUCAGUACGCCUCGAACCCUGGUUCUAUAUUCGCCAAUACUUCAUCGCCUGCGACUCCAAUCUUCGGAACAGCAACGACAACUAAUCAGUCGAUCUUCAAUGCACCUUCAAGCUUGAGCUCGACUACCUCCGCGUUUGUUGUACCAAAGAUUACCACGCCAGUGUUUGGUUCGAGCGCAGCUACUACCACCGCAGGAUUUGCGUCCACGAGUUCAAUGCCAGUUUUUUCAAAUCCAAAUAAUGAAACUUCAUCUACCGUGAUUAGUACCGCCUCCGUGCCUGUGUUUGGUUCGAACGCUAGCACCUCCGCUUCGACAAGCGGUGCUACUAAUUUGUUCUCAGCUCCGGCCUCAGCUCCGUCUACCACGGCAACCAAUAUCUUCGGUCAAAGCUCGUCCACAAUGACUAACUUCAAAAGCACGACGGGAGUAUUUGGAAAUAAUACCGGAUCGUCGGUAUUCGGUUCGCUAGCAACGACAACAGCCACGUUCGGUACCUCGACUGUCGCCAGCAAUCCAGUUAUAACUACGUCCGCUUCUACUUCUGCUUUCGGUUCCACAAGCAUUCCGGCGAGCACCGCGUCGAUCCCAAACUUCGGCGCUACGAGCACCGUUGCCUCCGGCUUCAGAUCGCAAAAUCAGAAUAAGCCGGGUCCGAGUUCCGCAUCACAGAAUUUCGGCGGUUCAAUAUUUGGAAGCGAGAACACAAGUGCACAUAUAUUUGGAACAUCGAAUGGUACUGCGAGUCCAUUCAGCUCUGCCUCGACGAGCAACGCGACGAAUCCCACGUUCGGUGCUGCGAGCACAAGCGGAUCGACGGCAUUCGGUGAUGCUAACAAAGUUCCCUCGUUCGGUGGCCAACCUUCUGCGUUUGGAGCCUCGACCUCAACUCCUGCCCCAUCCGUUUUCGGAAACACCAGCAACGCAACUGGCGAGAAUAAUAAUGCUUCUAGCGGUAUAUUCUCGUUCGGAGCGAACCAAAAGCCAGCUCAGCCAAGCACCACGUUUUCCUUCGGGAGUAACAAUACCAGUAACAACGCCACCGCUUCGACUUCAGCACCUUUCCAAUUUGGUACUCCGAAUACAGGUGCAGGAUUUAAUUUCUCCGCACCGUCGACGACACCGUCUAUAAACUUCGGAGCAUCCAGUUCCACGGGGACGUUCAACGCCUCGGCGCCUGGUAUGUUCAGUAUCGGAAGCGGAUCCACCGCGCCAAGAUCCAGGAGCACGCGAUCAAGAAAACUGAGAUGAUGGAGAACGUAGAUCGUGCCCAGCAUUCAGUCUUGAAGAGGAUAAUGUUCCAUAUUCGACGUUUUUAUUAACCGUGUAAUUUUAACAACGUAAUUCAAUUGCGACAUCGUUUCAGUACGUGACACGCUCGCACCUUCGUUCGACCAAGAAACGAUUUAUCUUUUUUUUGACGCUACAUUUUUCGUCGCUAAACCUACUCACCCUGUAUGUAUGUACAUACGAGAAUGUUAAAACAGAUUUAUCCAUAUUCUAACGUUUGCUUCAGUUUCAUUGUACGCAUAAUACACUGACGAGAACCAAGAACGUUGUCAAAAGUGUGUUCAUUUAUAGACUUAUUUUAAAGAAUUAUUAUUUACUACGAGAUCAUGAUUGGCAAAAAAUAAUGCAUAGGACUUAUAGAAGUUGCAUCUUCCAUAAUAUGUUUUAGAUUGUUGUAAAUUAGUUUUUGGUACCAAUUUAUAUAUAUUUUGAAAUGAUUGUUUCUGAAUGCUCGAAUAAUUCGGAGAAGUAGUUAAACUGCUUUUGUUUUUCGUUUCGUUUGUUUAUCGACGUUUGAGAUGAAAAUAAGAGAUUUAUUAGGAGAAUGAGAUAAGUACAGGUAGACAAGUGAAUGCGGAAGGAUGUUCGAUCGAGAAGCACAAAAUCUGAUGAAAUUUAGCUUCGAAGAAGACAGCAACUUCUCUAUACUUUCUUUUUGCAAUUGGAAGAAAAUAUGAUGGACAAAGAAUCCUGCGAAGGGAAGUCUUGACUGCAUCGCCGUGUUCUUAAAAUAUAUCUACUACGUGCGAUUAUUUUUUUCUACACUUACAGGCAGAUGUAUUUCUUUAGAUAAUUGUAAAGUUUAAGAAAUAUUAGAUAUAUGAAUAUCAAUAGCGUUACGUUUAACACUCUGA